Messenger RNA from Sardina pilchardus (European sardine), 3818 nucleotides. Its product is annotated as RNA-binding protein 33-like. NCBI's taxonomy places the organism in Eukaryota, Metazoa, Chordata, Actinopteri, Clupeiformes, Clupeidae. The record is from RefSeq and is a predicted model, not a curated record. Bases 90 to 3347 code for a protein of 1085 amino acids. Gene Ontology annotation, molecular function: RNA binding. The transcript is spliced from 18 exons.
AGUGCACCAGGUUCACACAUGGUCAAAUUUUUCACACAGCAAACUCUGCGAAGCUGCUAUUAGCGAGUUAAGUAAACUGCAGAUGUGUCAUGGCCAACGAUCUCCAAGAUAAUGAGUCAGAUGUACAUUACAAGCUUGGUCUUCAGCAGUCCCCCAGGAGGAGUGAAGAUGAAGACUUGGACAGUGAUUUGGAUGUUUGUCUACUUGAUGAUGCCUCCUCUGACAUCAGAAAGAACAUGUCUGACGUGCCGGAUGAAGACCUGAGCGAUGACCUUUUGCACAGCGAUGAGGAGGAGCUAACGAUCUGCUACAGUGAUACAGUAGACAGCAGCCAAGUCACAACUCCUCUGAAGCCACCUCUGGAAACCCACAGAGAAAUCACAGCUGAAAUUGGAGCAUCUCCUCUCUCUCCGGGGGAAGGGCCAGCGGAAGACCCCAGGGGAAGUGAAGAGCCACAAGGUAAGGUCAUCUCUGGUCAAGCUGAGGAGAGUGGCCACAGCAGCGCUGCUGAUGCCACAGCGGCCGAAGACUCAUGCGCAUGUGCCAGAGACCAGGAGAGCGAGGAUGAGGCUGUGGACGUGGAAAUCAAUGAACCGUUCGAUGAUGAAUUUCAAGUCAUCGAGAUCAAAGAGCAGUCUGACCUAGAAGCAUCCAUCAAAGCUGAAAUCACUAAGGAGAGCUGUGAUGAUGAUGAGGAUGAUGAGGAGUCCAACGAGGAGGAGGAGGAGGACGAGCAGCCCUGUCAUUCCCGCUUUAAGAGUGAGAGGAAGGAGGGCAUGGUGGUGGUGCGCUUGUCAGAAGGAGCUAGUCGCAGGAGAAACAUUCCCGAUACAUUAGAGCUUUCAGGUUAUUGCAAAACUGGAGCCAGGGACCCUGCACGCCGACACAGCACUUUUGGAGGGGCUGGGGGCCACCGAGCACCCUCCAGCUAUCUGAUGCUUAGCAGGACGGAAGUGAGAGUCUUCGACCCAAGGCCGCAACCCCAGGCUCAGCGGUCAAGUGUGCAGCCGCUGCCGCCGAGCUAUCCACGUCCCCGGUUCCCUCAACCGCGCUACUUCAGCCCGCCGCAGGGCUACCGCCAGCCAGGCCACCAGGGUAGGGCUGCACCCCGGGGCCCCGCACCCUCAGCAGCCGUCCUCACUGGGCACUCCUCUCCUUGGGUCCGAUCAGUGCCCUUGAUGUCUGCACAAAGCCAGGCCAAGCCUGCUGUGGCUCCCCAGUGCCUCUCUGGGGUGUCUGCGGCGGGCCCGUCUCACUUCCCCCGGCCCCCGCGGUCCCAGCAUGCAGAGCCCUGGAGGGGACAGGCGCCCCCAAAGGAGAGGAGCAGCAGCGAGCCCCAGGUCCCCGGACAGCAUAUGCUUGAUCAGUGGCGCUGCCCUCGUCCGCUGGACUGCAGUCCCAGGGUCCCCGGCCCCCGGUCCCUCAGGAGGCCGCCACCUCUGCCGAGGCCGCGGUUGGAGCAGAGGCCGUGGCUGGGCCCGGCGCUGGAGCCUGGGCCUGGGCCGGGGAGGGAGAUGGGGAGGCAGGCCGGGCUGGGGCAGCCUCUAGCGGGGCACAGGGAGCCCCUGAGGCCUCCCCUUCCUCCACCGCCCCCCUAUGAGAUGCUGGUGGCUCUGAACUCAGGGCAGCACCACUCCAGACUCUUCCUGCCCCGGGGUCAGGUGUCGCCCCGGUCCUGCCCCCCCACCUCAGAAAAGCCUACAGCCACUCCCUGUGUGACUGUUCAUCCUGCCAGGUCUAAGGUCACACCUUGCUUUACCAAGCCGAGUACCUUUGCUGGUGCGGCGCCGAGGGUCCAGUUCACCCAGAGUCCAGUGCAGACCCAGGCCCAGGUCCAGCCUCGUCCACGGGGUCCAGCCUGCGGCACGGACGCCUUCUCGCGUCCGACUCUGGCGCCGGCGGCGCAGGUGAGGCCCAUCGCGAGGGCCGAGCCCAGUGCCAAGCCCGCGGCGGUUGCCAGGGGAGCGAGCGCCACGGCCGUGCCCGUGCCAGCGCGGCGUGCCAAGGCGGAGGCGGCUGCCAGCGCAGCUCCGGAGCCCCGGACCCCCGUGAGGAAUGCGGGUCAGAAGGUCAAGGAGGAGCCCCCGUCUCCAGUCCGAUGGGCCCGGAGCCGCCCGGCUGAGGCCAGUGUGAAGGCAGAGGAGAAGGAGGAUGAGGAGACACGGGCCUACAGGGAGAAGAUCGAGGACCAGAGGAGGCGGAGGGCGGAGGUCCUCCGUCAGAAGGAGCUGCGCAGGCAGCUGCAGGCUGAGGAGAAGCGCAGGGCCCUGCAGGAGUCCACCAGAGUGCAGCGGGAGGGCCAGGGCCAGGGCCCGGUGGAGCAGCAGAGGUGGCCCAGGGAACACUGCCAGCCGUGGGAAGAGCCGUGGGAAGAGCCGUGGGAAGAGCCGUGGGGCCAGGCGUGGGCAGCGCAGCCCUACCAGCACGCUCAGCAGGAGUUUCCUCCUCCACCACCAUCUCCAUCUCCACCUCCAUGUCAGUUUGACUCUGAAGAUACAUUUUUCCAGGGGCCAGACAACAUGGGACCUGUUGACUUUAGAGAGGUACCACAAGAUGGACCAUUCCUAGAAGGACCAGUCCCUUUCCAGCAGAGCGGGCCAGCACAGAGCUGGACUGACCGUCUCCAGUCCAGAGUCCGGCCUCCAAGUCCACAGAGGCAGUCAUGGGGGAUUCAGCGACACAUAGUGCAGGAAGACCGACCCAACGCAGAGCUCCGACUCGGGCCACCCUCCCCAGACGCGACUCCUCGGAGCCUCCAGGGUCCUAUCUCCUGCCAGCCCCGGCCCCAGCUUCAGGCGAUGCCCGCGCCCCCGGAGCUCCUGGAGCAGCCGAGCGACUCCGUGGAGCUCCUGUCGGACGGGUUAGAGUCUGGCCGGUGGCCGCCGUUGGAUCCGGACGAGCAGUGCUGGUUCCGGCCGCCGAAGAUCUCCGCUCCCCCGUGGAGGCCCCGGAUGCGGAUGCAGCCGUGGGUGAGGGCGGUGGAGCAGGAGCCCGUGCUGCCCGUCAGGCCCUUGCUCAAGAGGACCGUGGCUCAGAGAGAGGACCACGGUGAGGACGAAGGCCGGCCGCCGGUGAAGGUCAUUCGACACAUCACAACAGAGGAGGAGCACAGGGCACAGUGCUUCAGCACCAGGGAUAUUGCUAUGAAACAUCAACACCACCUGAAUGUGACCAGACUCAUUACUGUGGGAAGACCUCUGCAACAUCAGCCUGACCAACUGCAGAACAUGCAGGACAUGGAUGACGGAGGGGGCGUAGACUGUCACAUGCAUGAGCGCACUGGAUUUUGGAGACGGUGCACAAAUUCAUUGACAAACUCCAACUUGAUAGUGAAGAUCAAUUAUUGAAAUGACCCAAGAUUACGGCAUACUUCUGGAGAGCACAAAAGCACAAGUCAUGAGAGAAAUGUCCCAUUUAAGUGUCGUUUCUGCAAGGCCUCAGAGGCUUAUAUUAUGUUAAGAUUUUGUCACUUAUUUCUGGAAAUACCUUGCUGCAGUUUUAUGUUCAAGGAUGUCUAUUUAGUUGAAUAUGCUAAAAAAAACGGUCUUGUGUUUCGAGGGAAGAUGUUUGUUUUUGCAAAUACUGUUAAACUGGACACGCAUGUGUGUUGAGUCUUCUGUGUCCAUUUUAUUUGAUACUCUGCUUUUUAUUGGGUUUAUCUUUUAGUAUUAAUGGCUUUAUUGUGUUGCUGUUUUAGGAGGUAAAAAAAAAAGACAAAAUUGCAUGUAGUUCUAUGUGGAUGGCACUUUUAUAUGUUAAAUGUUUUUAUUUAUGUUGACAACUGUUUUUGUUUCCCUCAUGUUUGUAUUUGCAAUUCA